GAUUCCAUUGCACUUGCAGCCCCCCCCCACUCUCUCUCUAAAUUCUCUAUCAUCAACAUCUCUCUUCUCCGAUUAUCGGUCGAAGUACUCAUUUUUGUAUGUAUUUCAGCUCCAAGAAAGCUUCUUGGCCUCUCCAUCAAUGACUGUCAUGACUCCUGCCCCAAUCGAUCAAGAGGACGAGGAGAUGCUGGUCCCACAUUCGGAUUUGGUCGUUGAAGGUCCGCAGCCCAUGGAAGUUGUAGCACAAGCAGAGACGGGUAACACUACUGAGAAUCAGCAAGUGGAGGAACCUCAGACAUCAAGGUUCACAUGGAGGAUUGAGAACUUUUCUAGGUUGAAUACAAAGAAGCUCUACUCUGAAUUUUUUGUCGUUGGUGGUUAUAAAUGGCGUAUUCUCAUUUUUCCAAAGGGAAACAACGUCGACCAUUUGUCCAUGUAUUUAGAUGUUGCAGAUUCUGCAAAUUUACCAUAUGGGUGGUGUAGAUAUGCACAAUUCAGCUUGGCUGUGGUUAAUCAAAUUCAUAACAAGUACUCUGUGAGAAAAGAGACACAACACCAGUUCAAUGCCCGAGAAAGUGAUUGGGGUUUCACAUCUUUUAUGCCUCUUGGUGAACUGUAUGAUCCUGGCAAAGGUUAUCUCGUGAAUGAUACAUGUAUAAUUGAAGCCGAGGUUGCUGUUCGUAGGGUGGUUGAUUACUGGACAUAUGACUCAAAGAAGGAAACUGGUUUUGUUGGAUUGAAAAACCAAGGAGCGACUUGUUACAUGAACUCUCUCCUCCAGACCCUUUAUCAUAUUCCUUACUUCAGGAAGGCUGUGUAUCAUAUGCCCACAACUGAGAAUGAUAUACCAUCUGCAAGCAUCCCUCUGGCUCUGCAGAGUUUAUUUUACAAACUCCAGUACAGUGAUAGCAGUGUUGCAACAAAAGAGCUUACGAAAUCCUUCGGAUGGGACACAUAUGACUCUUUCAUGCAGCAUGAUGUGCAAGAACUUAAUAGGGUUCUAUGCGAAAAGCUUGAAGACAAAAUGAAAGGAACUGUUGUGGAGGGUACCAUACAGCAGUUAUUCGAAGGGCACCAUAUGAACUACAUAGAAUGCAUCAAUGUAGACUUUAAAUCUACUAGAAAGGAGUCAUUUUAUGAUCUUCAGCUUGAUGUCAAAGGUUGCCGUGAUGUUUAUGCAUCCUUUGAUAAGUAUGUUGAGGUUGAGCGUCUUGAAGGUGAUAACAAAUAUCAGGCUGAACAAUAUGGUUUGCAGGAUGCUAAAAAGGGUGUCUUGUUCAUUGACUUCCCUCCUGUCCUUCAACUUCAGCUGAAGCGGUUUGAAUAUGAUUUCAUGGGGACAACUAUGGUGAAGAUUAAUGACCGUUAUGAGUUCCCUCUGCAACUUGAUCUUGAUCGAGAGAAUGGAAAAUACUUGUCACCCGAAGCCAAUAAGAGCGUUCGAAACCUUUACACACUUCACAGUGUUUUAGUCCACAGCGGUGGGGUGCACGGUGGUCAUUAUUAUGCCUUUAUAAGGCCAACUCUUUCUGAUCAGUGGUAUAAAUUUGAUGAUGAACGGGUGACAAAAGAAGAUGUGAAGAGGGCUUUGGAGGAGCAGUAUGGUGGCGAAGAAGAGCUACCUCAGACCAACCCUGGAUUCAAUAAUACUCCCUUUAAAUUCACAAAGUACUCAAAUGCAUACAUGUUGGUGUAUAUACGUGAAAGUGACAAGGAGAAAAUAAUUUGUAACGUGGAUGAGAAGGACAUUGCUGAACAUCUUAGGGAAAGGUUGAAGAGAGAGCAAGAAGAAAAAGAGAUCAAGAAAAAAGAAAAAGCUGAGGCUCAUCUUUAUACUAUUAUAAAGGUUGCACGUGAUGAAGACCUUGUAGAGCAGAUCGGAAGGGAUAUAUAUUUUGAUCUUGUGGAUCAUGACAAAGUUAGGAGUUUCCGUAUUCAGAAGCAGAUGCCUUUUAACCUUUUCAAGGAGGAGGUUGCUAAAGAGUUUGGCAUACCUGUGCAAGUUCAGCGUUUUUGGCUGUGGGCAAAGCGUCAAAACCAUACAUACCGUCCCAAUCGACCUUUAACACAUAUAGAGGAAACACAGACAGUUGGACACUUGAGGGAGGUAUCCAAUAAGGUUCACAAUGCAGAACUAAAGUUGUUCUUAGAAGUGGACCUUGGAGCGGAUUUACGCCCUAUUCCUCCUCCUGACAAGACAAAAGAUGAUAUUUUACUUUUUUUCAAGCUUUAUGAUCCCGAGAAAAAAGAGUUAUGUUAUGUUGGAAGACUUUUUGUGAAGGCUAUGGGUCAGCCAACAGAAAUCGUAACGAAACUAAAUGAAAUGGCUGGUUAUGCUCCUGAUGAAGAGAUUGACCUUUACGAGGAGAUAAAGUUUGAGCCCCAUGUCAUGUGUGAACCCAUUGACAAGAAAUUCACAUUUCGUUCUAGCCAGCUUGAAGAUGGGGAUAUUGUUUGUUUUCAAAAGUCUGUUCCAGUUGAAAAUGGUGAUCAGUUCCGCUAUCUAGAUGUUCCUUCAUUUUUGGAAUAUGUGCACAAUCGCCAGGUUGUUCACUUUCGAGCCCUGGAAAAGCCUAAGGAGGAUGAUUUCUGUCUAGAGUUGUCAAAGCUUCAUACAUAUGAUGAUGUUGUGGAACAAGUAGCUCACCAGCUUAAUGUGGAUGAUCCAUCUAAAAUUAGGCUUACGUCUCAUAAUUGUUACUCUCAGCAACCCAAACCACAGCCUAUUAAGUACCGGGGGGUGGAUCAUUUGUCAGAUAUGCCGGUCCACUACAAUCAGACUUCUGAUAUAUUGUACUAUGAAGUAUUGGACAUACCUCUGCCAGAAUUGCAAGGUUUGAAAACGCUUAAAGUAGCGUUUCACCAUGCUACAAAAGAUGAAGUGUCCAUUCACACUAUUAGACUGCCAAAACAAAGCACUGUGGGUGAUGUUAUUGAUGAACUUAAGACAAAGGUUGAGUUAUCUAAUCCAAAUGCAGAACUCAGAUUGCUCGAAGUUUUCUACCACAAGAUUUAUAAGUUUUUUCCUGCCAAUGAAAAGAUAGAGAACAUAAAUGAUCAGUAUUGGACAUUACGAGCAGAAGAGAUUCCAGAAGAAGAGAAAAAUCUUGGUCCUCAUGAUCGCUUGAUUCAUGUGUACCAUUUCACAAAAGAGACGGCCCAGAAUCAGAUGCAGCAGAUUCAGAAUUUUGGGGAACCUUUUUUCUUGGUCAUCCAUGAAGGUGAGACUUUAGGUGAGGUCAAAGUGCGAAUACAGAAGAAAUUGCAGGUUCCGGAUGAGGAGUUUGCUAAGUGGAAAUUUGCAUUUCUUUCACUGGGUCGACCAGAGUAUCUUCAUGACACUGACAUAGUCUCCAGUCGGUUUCAGAGAAGAGAUGUUUAUGGUGCUUGGGAGCAGUAUCUGGGAUUGGAGCACUCUGACAAUGCUCCUAAAAGGGCUUAUGCAGCUAAUCAGAAUCGUCACACAUUUGAGAAGCCAGUGAAAAUCUACAACUAGGGUGAAGGUAUUGGCAUUGCAUUUGCUGAUCUUGUUAUCACCGAAGCCAUUUGUUGCUGUACAAAUGAAGAGAGAGUAGUGUGGAGAAGAAAACACAUUUUGGAAAUGUGCCAAAAUCAAGUUUAUAGGAAUGUAAUUCUUCUGAGUGGGUGGGGAUGAGUUUUUGCAAAUGCACCGUGUAUCUUGUAUCGAACAACCCCCUUCAACAAAGUUCCCUAUGUGGGUAAUUAUUAUUGGUCAGCGGCCUUUCCAUCUUCAGUUGUAUUCCGGCAGUACAUAAACGAGAUUUUGGACUAGUGUUUGUAUGUAUACAGGGUAUAGUUGGGCGUUUUGUCAUUUUCCUCCUCCAUAUGUUCAGGAAAUGGGGUUUGUUUGUUUGUUAAUGUUGUUUUACCCUCUUUCUGGGCA
Messenger RNA from Camellia sinensis, 3904 nucleotides. The record is from RefSeq and is a predicted model, not a curated record. NCBI's taxonomy places the organism in Eukaryota, Viridiplantae, Streptophyta, Magnoliopsida, Ericales, Theaceae.